This is a messenger RNA of Microtus ochrogaster (prairie vole), 918 nucleotides long. RefSeq names its product transmembrane and death domain 1 (gene Tmdd1). Lineage: Eukaryota; Metazoa; Chordata; Mammalia; Rodentia; Cricetidae. The record is from RefSeq and is a predicted model, not a curated record.
AUGCCUGGCCUUACGGCAUUCGGAGCCCUUCCCUCAGGCCCUGCCAUGGCGUGGGCGCUGAUUCUGGCGCUCUGCAACGGGGCGCUGGCCCCCGUGGGCGCGCUGGACGCCAUGGGCCCUCACGCAGCAGUCCGCCUGUCGGAGCUGCUGACCCCGGAGGAGUGCGGCCACUUCCGAUCGCUCCUAGAGGCGCCCGAGCCCGACGUGGACGCCGAGUUGGCCCGGCUAUCUGAGGACUGGCUGGCACGGCCUGAGCCGUCCACACCCUCUCCCGGAGCGCAGGGUAUCGUGGGGCAACGGCGGCGGGCGGCAGCCACGCAGCCGUCGGAGGGACAGGAGGGCGUGCCAACCGGGACCAGGGAGGUGUCCGACGGUUGCCGCGAGGCGCUGGCGUCCUGGUUGGCCGCCGAAGCCCCGGUCCUGUCGUGGGACCGCGUGGCCCGGGCGCUACGGCGCAGCGGCCGCCCGGAUGUGGCGCGGGAGCUGGCCAAGAACCUCCACCAGCAGGCGACGUUGCAGCUACGCAGGUCAGGCGCGAACUACGUGCAGCCGCCCGUGGCCCCCGCCCCGGCCCCGGCCCCGGCCCCGCGCUCCCGCCGCUCCGGGGUCCCCGCGCACUCCUGGGACGAUUUAGAGCUGAUCGUGGAGCGCCUGCCGCAGCCCCCGUACACGCGAAGCCCAGCAGCCUGGAUCGGGCCGCUGGUGCUCGGCCUCCUCGUUGGCUUCGUGGGAGCGCUGGGCACCGGGGCGCUGAUCACCGUGCUCACGCUGUGGAUCGCAGGCGGCGACGGCGAUCCCGCCCCGCGCGCUUCCUCCGGGCCCAGGCCGUCCCCAGCGCCAUGCCGCUGGGAAGCAGAGCCGCUCCUGCCCCGAACCUGGGCGCCGCAGGGACCGUCCCCCCACGGCCGGCUGCUGUGA